GACUUUCUUUUAACCAUUACAUAUACACGAAAUUGGUUAAUAUUUAUGAAUAUGUUAUUUAUGUGUGCAAUAUUCAGGGCUUGUUAUUUACAUUUGUUUGGUUAACCCUUUAAACCUUGAACCGGAACUUUCAAUACCAGUUGUGUUUCUGCAUCGGUACAAUAAUAUACGACGUUGCAGACAGAUACGCCAUUUUGGCUCUCGUGUUACAUUUGUGGACAUUGAAAUAAUGUGAGGGUAGAGUGAAGGUGACCACGGCAGAAGACGUCUCGCUACACAUCAGAUAUUUCUUCCGGGUUUCUCCACUUGGAACCCGAAGGUCGUGUGUGAUUCGAGUAUGGCUGCAUCGUUGGUGUUCAGGAGAUGGUGCUCCACAACUGUAUCAGAAGCAGCAGCAGCAGCACCAACGAAAGGCACACGAUGGCAACGAUUACGGAACAGCCGUGUAGGUGUGUGGUGCAGCAGCCUGUUUGGCGACUACAAGGAAGCCAUACGUGAGUCAGUGGUGGGAGCCUGGGAGCGUCCCAUCAAAUCUGGGGUCUACCUCAGCCUUUUGGGGGGCGCCUGGGCCUGCUUCUACACAAACCCUGAGGAGGGCUCCUUUGAGACCAGCCUGAAGGAGAUGACCAACCAACUGGGCCUCCUCUCGCCGUGGAUUCGCAAUGGUGUGUCAGACGGCCACAUGCAGAAGCUGGUCAAGCUCCAAAACCAGGGUUGCCUGCGCCAUGUCAGCCUGGGAGUGGCGUCACUGACCUACAGGGCUGACUACGACCCAGACUCCAGCUUGUACGAGGCGCGCUGCUCGGCGUUAUCAGUGCCCUGGCGUGAGCUGCCCGACCGGAUGCUGGAUGUGGGUUUCGCUGGCCGCUGGUGGGUGCUGGACAACAAGAUGAAGGACUAUGACGUGAACGACGAGGAGUUCCGUCACCUGCCGCCGGCGCUCUUUGCCACGGUGCCACCGGCGCCACAGGUGACGGAGCUCAACGAGCAGAUGCACAAGGACUCCUGGAAGCCCAUCGCCAUGCAGGAGGACGAGGAGGAGCGGGAGAGGCUGAGGGCCGCCGAGGAGGGAGAGGGAGAGGGAGUGGAGGGGACCCAGAGUGAGGCUGUGGGACUGACUCAGGAACAGGCUCAGACAUAAAUCUGUCCCCCAGAGGAUGCACCGAGGAGGAAAUGCUAUCUGUUGACUCACCUGCUGACUAAUUUUACAGACUAACAUGAGGGCAAAUGUGAAGAGUUUACUCAAAGCCAAAAAUGUGCUCAUCCUCAUAUUGAGAGAGAGAGAGAGACUUCAAAUAACCUAUAGGGCAAUAUGGAAGAGUAUUCUUACCAUGCAGUCUGUCAGCAGAAAAUGUGGAAAUGUGAGCGCAAAGCAAAAUACUGACUAUAUUUCAUUACCUGACAUCUUCCAUAUAAUGUUGUGUCAUAACAGUCAUUGUAAUGGGAUUUCGGUUUCUUCUGUCAUUUACAAAAAUGUCAACUUCUGCUGUGCAGCUUCAACCGUUUUGCUAGCUACCAGUCGAUGUCAGAUUAAUUCUAUGGGUCAAGAAAGCAGAUGGUAGCUGUAAUGUACCCUUUCUCUAAAAUGAGGAGAGGAGGAGAUGCUGGUGUAAGAGUUGGAAUUGGAGGAGGAACCCAAUAAAGUAUCUCACAAAAAGCAGAAUUUUACAAUGCUUCUGUAUUCCAGAAUUCUAUGACCUAUGUCAGGCAGUUUGUUGAGGAUCAUGUUGUUUAUCAAAUGUUUCACCAUCUUUAAAUGAAGUAUGAUAAUUGAUAUGAUUUUGAGCAAUAUGCCCCUCACAGUAUGACUACAAGUCUUCCAUGUGACUUUUAUCAAUGGAUCUUAACUGCCUGAAUUAAAUACUGGCUUCAACGAGA
Molecule: messenger RNA, 1878 nt
Organism: Alosa sapidissima (American shad)
Lineage: Eukaryota; Metazoa; Chordata; Actinopteri; Clupeiformes; Clupeidae
Gene: timm29
Product: translocase of inner mitochondrial membrane 29
Exons: 2
Coding region: 338-1141 (267 amino acids)
Biological process (GO): protein insertion into mitochondrial inner membrane
Cellular component (GO): TIM22 mitochondrial import inner membrane insertion complex
Source: RefSeq, a predicted model, not a curated record